This is a messenger RNA of Paramecium tetraurelia, 618 nucleotides long. RefSeq lists its product as uncharacterized. Lineage: Eukaryota; Ciliophora; Oligohymenophorea; Peniculida; Parameciidae. The transcript has 3 exons. The record is from RefSeq and is a predicted model, not a curated record.
AUGCACCCAUAUGCAUAAUAUCCUCCAUUCUUCUAAUACUCUCAAGCCUUCCAGUAUCCUUAACUUUCAAUUCAACAAUUCAACCCAUAUCAGCAUUAACAAUACAUCAAUAAUUACCUUUGGCUAAAUUAUCAGAGAGCUUAGCAAACCCACUUACUUUCUGAAGGUUCCUCAUAGUCCCCUCCAAUAAUCAAAUAGGAAAACGUAGUGAAAUAGGAACAAACCCUCCUUAAAUAGUCUAACUUUGAACCAGUAGAAAUAAUGACAAACCUUGAAAACAGUAAAUCAGCCCAGCCACUAAAAACCAGGCUGAAUAUUUAGUCUUAAAAGAGUAAGCGCAAGGGGAAAAGGUCAUCAAGAAGAAAGUUAUAUAACAUAGGACAUUGGACAACGAAAGAACACAAUUUGUAUCUCAGCUUUACAGAAAUGAACAAGGACAUAAUGCUGAAUUCAGACCUAAAGAAAUAGAACAAAAUAUUUAAAUAGAUGUCUAAUUUUAUAAAGACGAGGUCGCCCAGUUAAUGUAGAUCUCACCAUCAAAAGUUUGAUCCCAAAAUAUCAACCUCCAACAAUACUUCUAAUUUGAUAGAGUGUGAUAAUGUUGGGAAUCAAGAAUGA